Messenger RNA from Sceloporus undulatus (fence lizard), 3436 nucleotides. RefSeq names its product contactin-6-like. Gene Ontology annotation, biological process: brain development; cell-cell adhesion. Gene Ontology annotation, molecular function: cell-cell adhesion mediator activity. The record is from RefSeq and is a predicted model, not a curated record. NCBI's taxonomy places the organism in Eukaryota, Metazoa, Chordata, Lepidosauria, Squamata, Phrynosomatidae. Bases 94 to 2988 code for a protein of 964 amino acids. The transcript has 21 exons.
AAUCCAGAAGUACUUUUGAACUGUACAGCGAGAGGAAACCCACCCUCACCAUUUUACAGGUGGAAGCAAAACGGCACAGAUAUUGAUCUUACCAUGAGUUAUCACUACAGGCUGGUUGGAGGCAGCUUGGUAAUCAAUAACCCACAUAAAAAACAGGAUAUUGGAACAUACCAGUGUUUGGUCACAAAUUCAUUUGGAACAAUUCUGAGCAGGAAAGCAAAACUUCAGUUUGCAUAUCUUGAAAGCUUUGAAACCAAAGCAAGAAGUAUCGUAUCUGUCAGAGAAGGACAAGGAGUCGUUCUGCUCUGUGGUCCUCCACCACACCAUGGAGAUUUAUCCUAUGCUUGGAUUUUCAAUGAUAAUCCCUUAUAUGUUCAGGAGGACAGUCGUCGCUUUGUAUCUCAAGAGACAGGAAAUCUAUACAUCGCCAAAGUGGAACCUUCGGAUGUGGGCAACUACACAUGUGUUGUAACAAAUACAGAAGCAAAACAAAGUGUGCAGGGCCCACCCACACCACUUGUGCUUCGUAGCGAUGGUGUGAUGGGGGAAUAUGAGCCAAAGAUUGAAGUGCGUUUUCCAGAAGCAACACAGGUGGCAAAAGGCUCAUCCAUUAAACUGGAAUGUUUUGCCCUUGGAAAUCCAGUUCCUAGUAUCAGUUGGAGAAGAACUGAUGGGAAUCCAUUGGCUCAGAAAAUCAACACAUCCACAGGAAUCCUUGAAAUUCCAGAUUUUCAGAAGGAAGAUGAAGCUACCUAUGAAUGUAUUGCAGGAAAUGUUAGAGGAAGAAAUGCUGCAAGAGGCCAGCUGUUUAUAUAUGCUCUCCCUGAAUGGGAUAAAAGGCUUGGGAAUGUCCAUGUCUCUCUUUAUGACACUUUGGUAUGGGAAUGUAAAGCAACUGGGAAACCAAUGCCAUCAUACCAGUGGCUUAAAAAUGGGCAGCUCCUAAUACCAGAGGAAAGAAUUCAAAUUGAGAAUGGAACCCUCACUAUAACUAUGCUGAACAUUUCGGAUUCUGGCCUAUAUCAGUGUGUUGCAGAAAACAAAUAUGGCUCAAUAUAUUCCAAUGCUGAGUUAAGAGUAAUUGCUUCUGCCCCUGAUUUUUCCAAAAACCCUAUGAAAAAGUUAUCUGUUGUCCAUAUGGAUGGUGAAAUCACGAUCAGAUGUAAACCAGAGGCCUCUCCUAAAGCGGCUAUUACUUGGAAAAAAGGUUCGGAGUCUCUAAAACAAAGCAAAAGAAUCUUCAUUUUAGAGGAUGGCAGUCUGAAAAUAUAUAAUGUUACCAAAUCAGAUGCAGGUGUAUAUACUUGCAUCGCAAUGAAUCAAUUUGGAGUUGCAAGGAACUCUGGAAACCUGAUUGUGAAAGAAAGAACUAUCAUUACCACUCCUCCUUCCAAUAUGGAUGUUACAGUGGGAGAAAGCAUAGUCCUGCCUUGUCAGGUAUCCAAAGAUCCAUCCAUUGAGGUUGUGUUCAUAUGGUCAUUCAAUGGAGACGUUAUAGAUUUUAAAAGAAAAAUGACACAUUUUGAAAGAGCUGGAGGAGAAUCCAUAGGGGACCUUAUGAUAAGAAACAUUCAGCUAAACCAUUCUGGCAAAUACACAUGCACAGUGCAAACAGCUAUGGACAUCCUCUCUGAAACAGCAGAAAUAAUUGUAAGGGGCACUCCAGGCCCACCCAAAGAUGUUAGCAUUGAACAUGUCUCAAGUACAACUGCAGUGCUAAACUGGAGACCUGGAACAGAUAACAACAGUCCUAUUCAGAUCUACACAAUUCAGACAAGGACUCCUUUUUCAGUUGGAUGGCAGGCAGUUUCUACAGUUCCCGAAGUUAUUAAUGGAAGGACUCACACAGCAACAGUGGUUGAUCUAAAUCCUUGGGUUGAAUACGAAUUCCGAGUUGUGGCUGGCAAUGGUGUUGGAAUUGGGGAGCCAAGUACACCAUCUGAGCUACUAAGAACUAAAGCAUCUAUUCCCACAGUGGCGCCAGCAAAUGUGAGUGGAGGUGGUGGAAGUCGGUCUGAACUCAUCAUCACAUGGGAGUCAAUUCCUGAGGAACUACAAAAUGGGGAAGGUUUUGGAUACAUCAUUAUGUUCCGGCCCCUUGGCUCAGCAAGCUGGACAAAAGCUGUUGCUUCCUCAGUAGAAGCAUCCAAAUAUAUCUACAGGAAUGAAAGCAUCACACCAUUAUUCCCUUUUGAAGUAAAAGUGGGAGUCUUCAAUCACGAAGGAGUAGGCACUCUGAGCCCAAUAUAUAUUGUCUACUCUGGAGAAGAUGAGCCACAGAUAGCACCAACUGGAACUUCUGUACAAAGUAUCUCUGCAUCUGAAAUGGAAGUUUCUUGGAAUCCAGUUGCAUGGAACAGACACACAGGACGAGUUCUUGGCUAUGAGGUUUUAUACUGGACAGAUGAUUCAAGAGACUCUACAACCAGCAAAGUCAGAGUCACGGGUAACAUCACAGCAAAAAACAUUACCAAUCUCAAAGCCAAUACAAUGUAUUUCGCCUCAGUGAGGGCUUUCAACACAGCUGGGAGUGGACCAUCCAGUGUUCCAGUUAAUGUUACUACCAAAAAAUCACCACCAAGCCAACGCCCAGCAAACAUUGCCUGGAAAUUGAUAAAUUCAAAGAUAUGUUUAAACUGGGAGCAUGUGAAAACAAUGGAAAAUGAAUCUGAGGUCCUAGGCUACAAAAUUUUGUAUAGGCAAAAUCGACAAAGCACCACCCAUAUACUGGAGACAAACAAUACAUCUGCUGAAUUGUUGGUACCUUUUGAAGAAGAUUACCUUAUUGAAAUAAGAACCAUGAGUGAUGGAGGGGAAGGUAGCAGCAGUGACGAAAUUAGGAUUCCAACCAUGUCAAGUUUAAGCUCCAGAGGAACACAGAUCUGCUGCUCUGUAGUUUACAUAAUGAUAACUAAGAUUGUAAGUCUGGUUUAUAUUGUUGAUUCCUCAGUAUUUUUGUUGAAUGAAUCCAACAUGCCAUCAUUCUGAAGGCAAAGCAGAGGUUAAUCCAUCCCUCUUUGAUAAGCCCGUUGCAUCUGUCAUACUUGAAAUUGGUACUUAUUGGGAAAUAUGAGCCGUCUUUUAAAAUGUAAAUAUGAUUCAGGCUACAAUCCUAUACCCAGUUUCCUCAGAGUAAGUGCUGUGGAAUUUAAUUGGAAUUUGUUUUGAGAAGAUGUGUUUAGGAAUGCACUGAAACAGGAUAAAAUGGCAGAAAUAUAUGUGGGUAUAUGGUCAAUCCAGGUUAAAGAGAUCUGAGCAAAAGUGAUUAUAAAAUAAGGAAACUAGUUCUCAUUUCAGUGAUCUAUUGUGAAAACCCAAUUUUUCUGUAUGCAUUAAAAACAUCCAAUAUUUUAAUAACAACAACAAACUUUGACCAAUACAAAAAAGGCUUGCAGCUGUAUGUGAUGUAUAACAUUAUCGGAUUCAUGUUUCUCAC